AAAUUUCUUUGAUUUCUAAAAUCUUUGUGUAUAAUUUUUAAAGAUACAUAGAUGUAAUAUAGUGUAAUUAUUGUGUUGAAAUGAAACGAAGCCAUGAAGAUGCUGAUAUUUAUAAUGUAAGACGACCAGCUAUGCCUGGAUCUCAUAAUCUUACCAGUAUUUCAGCUUCGCAUCAAAAUGCUGUUAUAGUUGGAUCUCAUCCUGCUUCAGGUCUUUCUGGUUCACACCAGUUAUCUGGACCACACCAUCUUCCUGCCAUAUCUGGACCUCAUCCUCCUGCUGGUUCACAUUCUACUUCAGCCAGUUUUUCUCAUCAAACUCAUCCUCCAACCCCUAAACAGUUGACACAUAAUUUCGAGCAAAUGAGAGAUUUGACAAGACCAGCAUUUUCUGGUUCUCAUAUGCCUCUACCUAAUGUUUCAAACUCUUCCCCUCCAGUAAACGGGUCCCAUUCUUCAUUGACUCAACAAUCUGCUCAUAUGCCUCCUAAGCCUUCUUUUCAAACACAUGUUCAAGGUCCAUCUCAUGUAGCUGGAGGACAGCAGCAGUACCAGAGGUUGAAGGUGGAAGAUGCAUUAUCAUAUUUAGAUCAAGUAAAAUUACAGUUUGGGAAUAAGCCUCAAGUCUACAAUGAAUUUUUGGAUAUCAUGAAAGAGUUCAAAUCACAAACUAUUGAUACGCCUGGAGUAAUUAGUCGUGUAUCAGCACUUUUUAAAGGACAUAUUGAUUUGAUUGUUGGCUUUAAUACUUUUCUGCCUCCUGGUUACAAGAUUGAAGUAAGUUUAACAGAUAUUAACACAGUCAAUGUGUGUGCACCAACUGGUACUACAACUCACCUUAUAUCAGGUAGUGGUCUAAUAGCAGCUCCUAGCCAGCCAAACUUGAAUAAGCCACCUGUUGUACAGUCUAUAAGCCACGUAAGUACCUUAGUAUCUACUGCUGUAACUACUACAUUACCAAAAUCUCCAACUCGACCUAUUUCUUUACCUUCAAAAUCCUCUUCCCCUGUUUCAUCUGCACCUGUUAUGUCUUUACCAUCCCCUGGUGUCCAUUCUCAAACACAGGCUCAGCAUCAUGCUAUUAAUUAUGUCACAAAAAUAAAGAAUCGGUUUCAAGGGCAACCUGAAGUCUACCAGAAGUUUCUUGACAUUCUCAAUAAUUAUCAAACAGAACAGAAAGCAAUUAAGGAAAAUACUGUGGAUCAGUAUGGUAGAGUGUGUCAAGAACAGGAUAUUUAUGCUAGAGAGGGAAAACUUGCUACAGAGGUCUAUCAGCAAGUUGCUAAACUUUUUAAUAAGCAAGAAGAUUUAUUGCAAGAAUUCAGUCAGUUCUUACCUGAUGCUACUGGAUCUACAUUUAAUCCAAAUAUGGUAUCUACAGUUGCAGCUGCUUCUGUGGUUACUCAAUAUCAACCAUUAUCUAAAGGUGGAAAGAUUACGACAUCUGCUGGAAAUAAUGCAACAAAAAUAUUAACUGUAAAAACUAAAAAACUAGGAUCUCAAAACAAUGUGAAACAAGAACAAAUGGAAAUUGAUAAAGAUAGCUCAGAUAAAAAUAAAAAACGCCAUAAAUCAGCAUUAAAAGAUGUUUCCCUUGAGGAAGCUGUAAAACAUGGAAGUUUCAGUGAUUUUGCAUUUUUUGAUAAGGUUCGAAAAGCAUUAAAAAGUCAAGAGGUGUAUGAAAACUUUCUUCGAUGUUUAACACUAUUUAAUAAUGAAGUAAUUUCCAGGGCUGAAUUAAUUCAAUUGUCUACUACAUUUUUGGGGAAAUUUCCUGAUUUGUUCAAUUGGUUUAAAACAUUUCUUGGAUAUAAGGACAAUCAACAGCCUGAAACAAAUAUAACAGGAUUUAAGGACAGAGGAACUGGUGGAGAAUUAGCUCAUUUAGAGAUUGAUUUUGCUUCAUGCAAGAGAAGUGGCGCAAGUUACCGUGCUUUACCUAAAAGUUACACUCAGCCAAAGUGCUCUGGCCGAACACAACUAUGUAAAGAUCUUCUCAAUGACACCUGGGUUUCACUCCCAUCUUGGUCAGAAGACACUCAAUUUCCUGGUACACGAAAAACACAGUAUGAAGAAUAUAUUUAUAAAUGUGAAGAUGAACGUUUUGAACUUGAUAUUGUUGUUGAAGCCAAUCUAUCAACAAUCAAAGUUUUAGAAGGCGUACAAAAAAAACUCUCACGAAUGAACUCUGAUGAUCAGCUGAAAUUACGCUUAGACAAUUGUUUAGGAGGCACUUCUGAGAUCAUUCAUAGGAAAGCUAUUUAUAGAAUAUAUGGAGAUAAAUCACCAGAAAUCAUAGAUGGGUUGAAGAAAACACCUAAUGUUGCUAUUCCUGUGGUUUUAAAGCGACUCAAGCAGAAAGAUGAGGAAUGGAGAAUUGCGCAGAAACAGUUUAAUCGUAUUUGGAGAGAUCAGAAUGAAAAAUAUUAUCUUAAGUCUUUAGAUCAUCAAGGUAUAAACUUUAAACAAAAUGAUUUGAAAGCUAUUCGAUCAAAAAGUAUUAUUCAACAUAUCGAAAUGUUAUAUGAAGAGCGAAGUGAUCAAAUAGAUGAAGGAAGCACUGAAUUAUCUGGUCCACAUAUCACUUUUGUUUAUCAGGAUCAAUCGACACUUGAGGAUGCGUCAUCAUUAAUAAUUCAUCACAUGAAGCGUCAAACUAGUAUUCACAAAGAAGACAAAACAAAGAUUAAAGCUGUCCUGCUUCAUUUUUGUCAAAAUUUGUUUUUUGCACCGCGCGGUGAAUUAAGUGAUGAUGAACAAGAAGAAGUUUUAGAGAGUAAGCAUAUAUCAUAUCAAAAUGAUGAAUACAAUUUAUUCUUCACUAACAGCGCAUGGUUCAUUAUGUUAAGGAUGCAUCAAAUGCUUUGUGAAAGGUUAUUGAAGAUGAAUCAACUUGCUGCAGAAGCUGCAGCAUUUGAAUUAAAUGAUAAAAAACAUAGAAGAGAGGGGACAGCAGUUGCUUUGCACUUAAAAAAGAUGCCAACAACUGAUAUUGAGGAAUAUUAUCCUGGAUUUUUAGUUAUGGUGAAAAAUUUAUUGGAUGGUCAUACAGAUUCUAAUUCAUUUGAAGAUUCUUUACGUGAAGCUUUUGGAGUAAAUUCGUAUAUUGCAUUUACAAUAGAUAAACUAAUUCAAAAUAUUGUUCGUCAGCUUCACAGUCUUGUAACAGAUGAUAUUAGUAUGAAACUUUAUGCAUUAUAUGAAGAUGAACGUAGGAAUGGUGCAGCAGGUGGCUCGUCAAUUACUGCCACUGCUAGAUCUGGGUUGGAGUUAGCUUACCAAAAGAAAGUGGAAACCCUACUUUCAGAUGAAAAUUCAUAUAAAAUAUAUUUUCACAAGGAUAAUGGCACAUGCAAAGCCAGUAUAGAACUUCUUCCUAAUGAAGGUGAUUUAUCUGAAGAUCAAGCUGAAGUUGAGAAAUGGUCAGAAUAUGUUGAGAGGUUUGUAGGUAACUCUGAAGUCAUGUCUGAACUCAAAGAGCAUCUAUGUAAAAAGCCUAUAUUUUUGUUAAGGAAUUCACGGGUUUUGCAGCGUUUUUCAAAACGACAGAACAAACACAAAAGGAAAAAGCGAGAUGAAUGUGAAGAUAAUGAUGAGCCAAGUGAAAGUGUUUCAUCUUCAACAUCCGAUGUCAUUAUGGACAACAGAUUGGAGUGCAAAAUCAGUCAAAAUACUUAUAAGAUGCGCUACGUUUCGGGUACGAGAGAUCUAAUGUUUCGUAGAAGUACAGUUGGAAAAUCUCUUAAGUCUCAUCCUUCAAUCAAUAUGCGUUUGCAUUCUAUAUAUAAAACUUCCCAUGAAGCAUGGCUGCACGAAAACACAACCAGGGAUCAGUGUCACCAGACAGAACUUUGGUUCACCGGAAAAGACGGCUCCGAAGAUAUGAUGUCGUGCAUAACGACAAAAGACGUCUUUAAACACGGUGGGAUCAAUAUAAAUAAAUAUUCAGUAAUUUACACAAAAGAUUCUAAAAAUGGAUUUAAAAGUGCCUAAAACUGUAAUAGAAACUAUUUUAAAAUAUCACAAAUUCGAUCGUUUUUUAGAAUUGAAUAAACAGUUUUAUUUUAAAGUAAAAACUUGAAAUAAGGACUUACAUGCUUGUUAAGAUGUAUAAUGAAAUUAGAUAAAGAGUUACUAAAAAAAACUUUUAGUACAAUACUUAAUAAACGUAGUUAGGUAGUUAGAGUUCAAUAAGUGUCUAAAGCAAAACAUUCUUAAAUACAAAUGUUUUUAGAUAAACGGUUAAGUAUUUAAAGUUACUUUCUUUUUUUACGCCUAAUGUAAAGCUUUAAACGGACAAAGUUUAAAUGUACAUUUAUGACCAAAACUUUUAUAGAAGAAGCAGUAAGUUAAAUAAUAUUUAUGAAUAUUAUAUACAGCUUCAAAUAUUUGUCUUAAAAAUUUUAGUUUUUAAAUUUUCUAAUAAUAGAGUAUUUUAAUCCAAAAGUUUUCUAUUUUUAUAAUACAUUAGUAUAUAAAAAAAGAAUUUAGGUUUUUUUUCAGAAAUCUAUAUUUGAUAAGGUUGUUUGAACACUAAAAAAAAAAUGUAUUAUUUUUGUAUUGGUCAAACAAAAAUUUUCCUUCGAAAUUGUACUUGAACGAUCGGCAGUUUUACGUUGACGUUUAAAAUGCUCCCAUCGAUAAACCCUUGUUUUUGAUUAUUAAAAUGUUUAUGGAAUUUUUUUUUACGCUAAACAGUUUUUAAACCAAUAUUGUUUGAAAUACAUACACUUUUUAUUUA
Hydra vulgaris (swiftwater hydra) is the source of this 4740-nucleotide messenger RNA. RefSeq names its product paired amphipathic helix protein Sin3a. Gene Ontology annotation, cellular component: Sin3-type complex; chromatin. Gene Ontology annotation, molecular function: transcription corepressor activity. The record is from RefSeq and is a predicted model, not a curated record. Lineage: Eukaryota; Metazoa; Cnidaria; Hydrozoa; Anthoathecata; Hydridae. Gene Ontology annotation, biological process: negative regulation of transcription by RNA polymerase II.